This is a messenger RNA of Hyaloperonospora brassicae, 2157 nucleotides long. NCBI's taxonomy places the organism in Eukaryota, Oomycota, Peronosporomycetes, Peronosporales, Peronosporaceae. The record is from the annotation of a GenBank genome assembly.
AUGUUGCGGCCUUCCGGACGUCUCUUGCGACAGCGACUGCCGGUGGGUAUCCGCGCAACGUCACGUAGCAGUAAGCAGAUCAGUAAACGACUGCGCAUGGACGGGCGGCUGGGCGAGAAGCUGCGUGCGGCGGUUAAAGACCUGUCGCUCGAGAUGCUGCCGGCGCUCAAAGUGCUGUCCGAGAGCAUUGGGAUGUUGCGUCAGAGUCCGGCGCUGCGCCGCUGGAGCGCUUCGGAUUGGCUCGUAGGGCUGUCGGUGCUCGCCCAGCACAAGACAAAGCAGCGCAGGACGGGGGAACGGCACGACGACGAGUUGAGGACGACACCAGUGACGGUCGAUCAGGAACUACUGUCUAAGUUACUGCGCUACGUUCGCGUGUGCGACGCCGUGUACGCGUCGUCGAUGGACGCGUUUUGUACCGAGGCGGCCGUGUCACGCGAUUGCAUCGUGUGGGCGCACCCGGGCGGUGUAGUGUCGCCCAAGUGCGUGAUUCUAGUCGACCACGAUCACAAAGAGCUCGUGCUCGCAGCACGCGGCACGGCUUCGCUGAUGGACUUUUGCACCGAUCUGUGCCUGUACAAUGAGCCUUUUCAGAAUGGACAAGGUCACCGUGGCAUGGUGCAUGCGGCAACGUGGCUAGUGCACCAUUUACGUAGUGAUCUACGGGAGCUGUCGCACAGGUACCAGGACUAUCGCGUGGUAGCAACAGGCCAUAGUCUGGGAGCAGCAGUGGCAGCACUUAGUGCUAUGCAGUUGCGGGAGGAGUUCCCGGACAUUCAUUGCUAUGCGUUUGGUACACCAGCCUGUGUAACAGAGGAGCUAGCGACUGGCACGUACGACUUUGUGACAACGGUAGUGAACGGAUAUGACUGCGUACCGCGCCUGCACCAACACUCGCUGAUGAAGCUGCAAGAGGAAGUUCGACGCUUUGAUUGGCGAUCCGUGUUGAAGCAGAUGGUCGCCGAGGAAAUCCACAAACACAAGGCUGCAAUGGAGAAGCAUCAGCGAGAAAAGAUCGAUGAAAUGCACAGAGCGUUGCAAACGAUGAACUUUCUUCAAUUGAAAGAGCACACAAACAGCGCUACCGUCAAGCUGGGCGAAGUGAAACGGGCUGCGUCCGAGAACAUGAUGGAGUUCGCCCAUGACGUCGACACGUUGCUAUCGGGCAAACUCGGCGCCACCUUUUCCGUUUUCAAGACGGACAGGCAUUUGUUGGACCACGUCUCGUUCAUCAAGAACUAUACGAAACUGGAGGAUGUUAAGAAAGGUGAUUUUGCGUGGUGGAAGUACGUUGAUGAGAGUGUUGCUUCCGUGGAGCGUCUAUUGCCAGCUGUAAAAAAGCCCGAAGAGCUUGAGCGCGUGCUGGUGGAGCUGCGAGAGGUCCUCCAGAAGACCACUAUGAUUUCAGGGAAGCUCUUGACGCUUGAUGGCACCCACGGCGACGCGACAGAGUCCACGUCGCUGCAGAUCUUUCAUUCUCGAGUGAACGACAUCAUCAGCAAGACGAGUGCGGCGCUGAAGAUGAGCGUCAGCGAGCAAGUGUCGAAGGUGUCCAGUGUUGUGACCUCUAAUGUUAGGCACUGCGUGGGCACGAUCAAAGAAGAAACGGAAGCAUUGGGCACAGUUGUGCAGGACGAGUUCGUUGAAGUGGCGGGUAUGAUUUCCCGUAAUUUGCCAUUCACCAUCGAUGCGAAAAGUAGAAGCGCCUUGGAGAAUCGGUCACCUGAACAAUACGACAAGAGUCACGCCGACGAAGUGCUCGUCGAUGCUGAUCCUUUGCAAGGGGUCAAUGGUGAAAUCGAAGAAAAGAUCGAGGAUAAAUGGGAGGAGGUCCAGGAGGAUCAAAAGAAGCGGGAAGAGGACGACGAGCUGCGCCAUGACCCGUUGUUCCCUCCUGGGCGAAUCCUGUAUUUGAACAGCUCGACAUCCAGACCUACACAGGAUAGCGCUGGCGAUGAUCGCAAAGUGCAGCGCGAUCAUGAAGUACGAGAUGUGAUGGAUUUCGUGGAGGUUGCUACGGAUGAAUUCAGUCGAGUAGUGCUCUCGAAUCGUAUGCUGCUCGAUCACCUCUGCACGGACUACGAGCGAGUUCUCCAGUGUCAAGCCAAGAAGCUGGAGUCGACGCCCAGCAGCACUACGUCAGCGCCCCAACCAUAA